AUGUCCCCCAAUCAGUACAUUGCUACUUUUGUAUAUGCAAAAUGCAAGGACCAUCUCAGAAGACCCCUGUGGAACAGUAUGCUACAGCAGUCAAAUACAUCUCUUCCAUGGUGCACUCUAGGGGACUUCAAUGUUAUUACAGAUCCUGAAGAGAAACUAGAGGGUGUAACCUACAACAUGAGAAAAAGUUUAAAAUUUAUUAGUACCAUUGAAGCCUGUGGUUUGCAGGAUUUGGGGUUCUCAGGACAAAAAUAUACCUGGUCUAAUCUGAGAGGUAUAAUGUUCAAAAUAUGGAAGAGAUUAGAUAGAGACCACCCAUCUUUUAUGGAGAUGGUUAGUAGGUGCUGGAGCAGGGAUACAGAGGGUAAUCCAAUGUGGUGCUUCUAUCAGAAAAUGAAGAGGCUAUCUGCCACUCUUAGUAGCUGGUCCAAGUUAAAGUUUGGGGAUAUCUAUGCCAAAGUGAAAGAAUAUGUAGAAAAGUCUAGACAAACUAAAGAGGAACUAAUCUCUGUCUACAAUGAGGAGUGCAGAACCAAACUUUAUUCCAUUAAUGCUGAGUAUAUUAGAUACUUGAAAAUGGAGGAAUUCAUGCUCAAGCAAAAAACUCAGUUGCAAUGGUUCAAAGAAGAUGAUAUAAACUCCAAAUAUUUUCAUUCUUUGAUCAGAGGAAGGAGGAGGAAACUUCAUAUCCAUAGCAUUCAAAAUGAGGAGGGUACCUGGCUAUAG
This is a messenger RNA of Solanum dulcamara, 726 nucleotides long. RefSeq lists its product as uncharacterized. Bases 1 to 726 code for a protein of 241 amino acids. The transcript has 2 exons. Lineage: Eukaryota; Viridiplantae; Streptophyta; Magnoliopsida; Solanales; Solanaceae. The record is from RefSeq and is a predicted model, not a curated record.